This is a messenger RNA of Drosophila subpulchrella, 4896 nucleotides long. Its product is annotated as ATP-binding cassette sub-family A member 3-like. Gene Ontology annotation, molecular function: ABC-type transporter activity; lipid carrier activity; ATP binding. Gene Ontology annotation, cellular component: membrane; intracellular membrane-bounded organelle. NCBI's taxonomy places the organism in Eukaryota, Metazoa, Arthropoda, Insecta, Diptera, Drosophilidae. The record is from RefSeq and is a predicted model, not a curated record. The coding region runs from base 1 to 4896 and encodes 1631 amino acids. Gene Ontology annotation, biological process: transmembrane transport; lipid transport. The transcript is spliced from 10 exons.
AUGGCAAAGCUAACAAACUGGGAUAAGUUUGUGCUGCUUCUGUGGAAGAACUGGAUCCUCCAAUGGAACCACAAGAUUCGGACUGUCGUAGAGCUGGUGCUCCCACUUUUAUUUACUUUGCUUAUUGUCUUAAUGCGCCUUAAUCUCUCUAAUUCUGAAGAAAGUUUAAAAGUCUAUGAAGAGAAGGAUGUGAUGAAUUCCUAUGGCAUGCCUUAUAAUAUAACUAUAUGCUACUCGCCGUCGAAUGACAAGCUGGAUAAUUUGGUUAAAAAUGCGUUUAGGGAUCUCAAUGUCAAAGAAUACGCCUCGUCGAAUGGCGCCCAACUAGAAUUGGACGUCGUUCAAAAGAGACCCUUCGCAGGCAUCCAGUUCGAUGAUGCUUGGGCCAAUCUCACGGAUCACAUUCCCGAUAACUUUCAAUUUUCGCUGCGAUUUCCAUCAAUAACGCGACAGAAAAAACAAACAUGGCUUACAAAAAACAUGUUCCCCUCAAUUCAACUUCGCGGACAACAUAACUAUUUAGCUCCAGGAUAUUACCAAGAGGGUUUUCUGGCCUUGCAACAGCGACUAUCGUUGGAAUAUAUACGGGAAAAGUCUGGACGUUCUGAACUGCCCAAAAUAAUAAUGGAACACUUUCCCUAUCCCGCCCACACAAAAAAUGAGUUCUUACCGUGUUUGACCCUCCUAUUACCGAGUUUUAUUAUACUAAGCUUCCUCUAUCCCUUCAUGUGUGUCACCAGGUUCAUAGCCGCCGAGAAGGAAAAACAACUGAAGGAGGUUAUGAAAAUCAUGGGACUGAGGAACUGGCUUCACUGGACGGCUUGGUUUGUCAAGACUUUUAUACCGCUCACUAUUUCCGCCAUAUUGGUUACUACAGCACUCAAGGUGGAUACGAGAUAUGGGGCCGUUCUGGAAAAUAGUAGCUUUACAGUCGUCCUCUUCUUCCUGAUUGUAUACAUCAUUGCAAGUAUAUGUUUCUGCUUUAUGAUGGCUACUCUGUUCUCAAAGGCCAGUACGGCUGCCACAGUCACAUCAUUUAUAUGGUUAAUUGCGUACAUACCAUAUUUCUUCAUAUUUAACCUUGGCUUGUACACCAAGUUGGGCUGGAGCUUGAUUCCGAACACUGCCAUGAGCUUGGGCUUCAAGGUCAUCGUGAACUUUGAGGAAGUCGGCGAUGGCUUGCAGUGGAGUACCCUCUUCUCUCCCGCAUCCGAGGGCGAUCCUUUGACAGUGGGCGCCGUGAUCAUAAUGAUGUUGGUUUCCAGUAUUAUGUGCAUGAUUAUUUGCUUGUAUAUCGAACAAGUAAUGCCGGGUAAUUUUGGAGUCCCGCGGCCCUGGAACUUCCCAUUUACCAGGGAGUUCUGGAGCAUCGAAAGUAUCGAAAGGAAAAACGAAGAUUUGGAUGGCAUUGACAUGGCUCAACUUCAUCCCAAGGCUUUUGAAAUGGAACCGGAAGGGAAACACAUUGGAGUACGAAUAAAAGACCUCAGAAAGAAGUUUGCUGACAAGACGGUGGUAAGGGGCUUGACAAUGAAUAUGUUCAAGGAUGAAAUUACGGUGUUACUGGGUCACAAUGGAGCUGGCAAGACGACCACCGUAUCGAUGUUGACCGGAAUGAUUCCACCGACGAGCGGCGCAGCGCUUAUAAAUGGCUAUGAUAUCACUGCGAAUACAGAAGAAGCUCGCAUGUCCAUGGGAAUCUGCCCGCAGCACAAUGUGCUCUUCGAUGAGAUGAGUGUGUCGAAUCACAUUCGAUUCUUCAGUCGUAUAAAGGGACUCCGCGGUGAGGAGGUCGAGUCUGAGGUGGCCAAGUAUCUGAAGAUGAUCGAGCUGGAGGACAAGGCGAAUGAGCCCUCAUCGAAACUCUCUGGAGGAAUGAAGCGCAAGCUCUCCGUCUGUUGUGCCCUAGUGGGGGGUACGAAGGUGGUGAUCUGCGAUGAACCGAGUUCCGGAAUGGAUCCAGCUGCCAGGCGGCAGUUGUGGGAUCUCCUUCAGAAGGAAAAGGUGGGACGCACCCUACUACUUACAACACACUUUAUGGACGAGGCUGAUGUGUUGGGCGAUCGCAUUGCCAUCAUGUGCGACGGCAAACUCGAGUGCCUGGGAACCUCCUUCUUUCUGAAAAAACAGUACGGAUCGGGAUACCGAUUGAUCUGUGUUAAGGGCGAGAACUGCGCAACGAACAAGGUUACAGCCCUAUUGAACCGGUUCAUUCCGGGUCUGCAACCGGUGUGCAAUAUUGGCGCUGAGUUGUCUUACCAACUGCCGGAUCAGGAUUCUCCCAAGUUCGAGGAGAUGUUCAGCCAGCUGGAGGACAACUCAGAGAAGCUGCAUCUCAAUGGCUAUGGCGUGAGCAUCACCUCGCUGGAGGAAGUGUUCAUGAAGGUCGGCGCCGAAAAGGAUAGCACUGGUAAACUGAAGGACCAAAGCGAGAUUAUGAACGGGUACAAAGAUGUUAAGUGUAAGCAGGGUUUUGUCUCGGAAUAUCAAAACCGGCUUCAGGGGUUGCAGCUCCUAUCGAAUCAGUUGAAGGCCAUGUUGCUCAAGAAGCUCCUAUAUACGUGGCGAAAUAAGUUGCUUCUUUUCGUUCUUAACGUCAUCCCCGUGUUUUUCCUACUCAUGACUUAUAUGACCGCAGUAACGAAGGAUGAUCUAGAGCCUAUGACCUUUUCGUUAACUCAGUACGACUCGGCUGUGACUGUUCUAGAUCUCUCCAGAGUAUCGAACGGAUCGCAGAGCUAUAAGAUUGGUCAAAAAUAUGCUGACCUGGUCAAAUCGUACAGCGAAGAUUACAAACUGGAACUGACUGACAAAAAGGACUUUGAGGACUACAUUCUCAAAGUUGAUGGAACGAAGCAAACAGGGAUUAACUCGCGUUACCUGGUGGGCGCUUCAUUUUCCAAUGAUGGGAUAGUUGCAUGGCUGAACAACCAGGCCUAUCACACUGCUCCACUGACCAUCAACCUGGUGCACAACGCCAUGGCCAAGGCACUAGUAGGUCCACAAGUGCAGAUCCAGGUCACCAAUGCACCUGUACGCUACCCUCCUAGCUCCAAAUCUAUGAAAAACGCAACUUAUUUGAUGGCCGCUUGGGUUUCGAUAAGUCUGUACUUCGGCAUAUGUUUUGUGAGCUCGAUGUAUGUCUUGUUCCCGAUCAAGGAGCGUGGAUCCAGGGCCAAACUUCUCCAGUUCGUUGGCGGCGUAAAAUUGUGGAUAUUCUGGCUUUCGCAGUUUAUUGUCGACUUCGCCACACACUUCGUGACGUCCUUGAUCGUGUUAAUCACGAUCAUGUUUUUCAAGGUGCCAGGCUUUAUGGCCUUCAACGAACUCGGCAGCUACUUCGUUCUGCUACUGAUCUAUGGAUUCUCUGUGUUACCAUUCACCUACCUAAUGGCGUUGUUCUACAGAGAACCAGCCACCGGAUUUGCUAGGACCUCAUUUGUUAAUAUAUUUUUAGGAUUUGCAUUGGUUACGUCGUUUAUAGUGGUGGUCAGCCUAAGUGAUGAUAUAGAUAUUAUUUCAGAUUUGUAUUGGUCAUUUCACAUCUUUCCGCAAUUUUCGCUAGGGAUAGGUAUAGCCAAUAUAAACUUCAACGUAUACGCAAGAAGUAUAUGCGCAAUCGGGGUUUUAUAUAGCGAAGUCUGCGAUACGAAACCAGACUGCUGCAUUCCGUUUCUAUCCUGGAGAAGAUUUGGUGUAUUUUGGGAAUUGAUCUUCAUGACCGCUUCCGGCAUUUUAUCCUUCCUCAUCCUUUUCCUGAUGGAGUUCCGAUUGAUCCCGCUGCUAGUGUUCAAGAUUCGGCAAAAACUGACUAAAGAGCCGUCGCCUCCGACCGACGGUCACUUAGAUGACGACGUGGAUCAUGAGCGGAAGCGCAUUCUUUACAUGACUGCCGAUGAGAUUUCCUCCAAGAAUCUGGUGCUGGAUCGGGUGACGAAAUACUACGGUCAGUUCCGAGCCGUUGAUCAGGUGUCGCUCUGCGUAAAGAAAGCCGAAUGCUUUGGCCUGCUGGGCGUGAAUGGAGCCGGCAAAACGACCACGUUUAAGAUGAUGACCGGCGAAGAGUGGAUCAGCUCGGGAGCCGCCCACGUCCAAGGUCGGACCCUGGGAUGGGACAUGGGCGGUAUCUACAAGAUGAUCGGCUACUGCCCGCAGUUCGAUGCACUUCCGGCGGGACUCACGGGUCGCGAGGUGCUUCGAAUUUUCUGUCUGCUUCGCGGUAUUCCGCAGAAGGACAUCCGGCAAGUAUCCGAGAAUCUGGCCAAUUCUUUCGGUUUCAUGAAGCACAUGGACAAACGGACAGAUGCGUAUAGUGGGGGAAACAAGCGAAAGCUCAGCACGGCCAUUGCAGUGAUCGGCAGUCCGUCCGUGAUUUACCUAGAUGAGCCCACGACCGGCAUGGAUCCAGCGGCCAGGCGGCAGCUGUGGAAUAUGGUCAGCCGCAUCCGGGAAUCCGGAAAGUCCAUCAUCCUGACCUCCCACAGCAUGGAGGAGUGUGAGGCCUUGUGCACUCGACUGGCCAUUAUGGUGAAUGGAGAGUUCAAGUGCCUGGGCUCUACGCAGCAUCUGAAGAACAAGUUUUCCAAGGGCCUGAUCCUCAGGAUCAAGGUGCGUCGUAAUCUGGGUCGCAGUCACCAAGAUAUCGAUGCCGUCAAGGCGUUUGUGAGGGGGACAUACCCUCACUCCAUUCUCAGGGAUAAUACGCUAGGUCUGUUAACCUUCUACAUUCCAUUGACUGAGGUGAAAUGGUCGCGCAUCUUCGGGAUGAUGGAGAAGAAUCGCAUCCAGCUGAAUGUGGAGGAUUACUCAAUCAGCCAGACCACGCUGGAAGAGAUCUUUUUGGAGUUUGCCAAGAACCAGCGAGAGGAAUCCACUGCAGAAAAUAAAACCAACUAA